Molecule: messenger RNA, 823 nt
Organism: Moneuplotes crassus
Lineage: Eukaryota; Ciliophora; Spirotrichea; Euplotida; Euplotidae
Source: the annotation of a GenBank genome assembly
UUCUAAAAUAUUAAAAUGGAAACUAAAACAACUGAAGAAGAACAACAAUUAUUUAGUGAAGAAUUGCAAUUAUCUGAAAACAUAAUUUUCAAGAUUUUCUCGAGGAGAUAUGCUUCUUACUUCUUUUAAAAAUGUUCAAAUAUGCAAACCAUCAACUUUAAAGAACUGGUUAACAUCUGGCAUUAAAUUUAAUGGAAAAUUAGAUAUUUGUAUUAUGGCUACUGAUCAAAGAUGGAAUGACAAUCAGUGAUAUUUGCUUAAAACAUCUCCAAAAACUCAUACCCUUAAAAUAUGAUCAUACUCCCAAAGUCAAGGGCAUAAUAAACUCAGAGUUUUUUGUCAAAGAUAUCUGAAACCAAUCUCAAUGGCAUUAGAAGAGGUUAAUUUGUGACAAUGGAUUAUUUCUAAUCCUAGAUUAUUUGUCAAAAUACUUUUGGCGACAAAUGGAUGAAAAUCACUUGCUCUUCAUGAUUGAGUUUUCCCAUCAACUCCAUUUAAAGUGCCCAAGAAUUGUUCAUUGAAAUCUUUGACUCUAGGCUACACAAAGCCAGGUUCGCAAGAAACUGAUAAUUUUCAAAAGUGGCAGACUUGUUUUCCAUUGCUCUCGUUUAUAAAAUCUUGAGAAUGAUUUUCUAAUAUAAAAAUCACAGUUGCAGUCAAAGUUUUACAAAUUAGAAAGGAGUUUUUUGAAGAAGAUGUACGAAAGGGCUCAGUUAAAGGAGUCACUUUUACUUUGUGUCAUAGCCUAAUGCAAGUUUUGUAUGGGUACCCAAAGUUCUCCAUCCAUUUUGAUGAAUAGUGCUGAAUAAUAAUUUAAAUGUGA